This is a messenger RNA of Oldenlandia corymbosa var. corymbosa, 3825 nucleotides long. NCBI's taxonomy places the organism in Eukaryota, Viridiplantae, Streptophyta, Magnoliopsida, Gentianales, Rubiaceae. The record is from the annotation of a GenBank genome assembly.
AUGCCUGCGGUUUAUGACAAUUGGGCUAGGCUGGUUGCUGCCGCUCUGCGCAGGGAAGAGAAUCGGGAGCUUGCUUUAAGGACCCCAAGUGAUCUUUCUUCCCUAUCAUCAUCAUCAUCAUCACCAUCUUUCUAUUUGGGUUCAUUCAAUGGCCGAGUUUCGUCUUUCACCUCCUCGAGUAUUUUGGUUGGGGAAUCAUUUCCCUACCAUCAAAUCCUUCAAGCCACCGAUGGUUUUAGUGACUCGAAACUAAUAAAGCGUGGCCACUCUGGGGUUCUCUAUUCUGGGAUUUUACAAGAUGGGAUUCAAGCCGUUGUUAAAAAAGUGAGGGUGUCAUCCUUGGAGGAACAAUUAGGCCUCAUGUCGGAAUUCAAAAUUUACGGGAUGGCCAAUCAUUCUAGACUGGUUCCUCUUCUGGGUUAUUGCUUCGACGAUCCUCAUGACAAAUUUCUGGUUUACAAGUACAUGCCCAAUAAGGAUUUGUUUAGGUUUUUGAGUGGCGAAAUCGAUGAUGAUGGACAGCCACCACCAUUUCUAAAAUGGAUUAUCAGGUUGAAGAUUGCAAUUCAGACUGCUGAGGGACUAUGCUAUCUGCAUCACCAAUGUUUCCCGCCACUUGUUCAUAGAGACAUUCAAGCAAGCAGCAUUCUACUUGACGAUGGUUUUGAAGUACGUUUGGGGAGCCUCAGUGGAGUUUGCAUUCAAGAAACGAACAAUAACCCAAACAGGAUUUCGAGAAUUCUGGGUAUUGAACAAAGGAAUUCUGGUACAUCUAAUGCAACAUCUGCCUAUGAUGUUUAUAGCUUUGGGAAGGUUUUGCUUGAGCUAGUCACCGGUAAGCGAGGCGUAAGUGCUGCCGAUGGCACCACCAACAAGUAUUGGACAUGGAACAUCCUGCGUUACAUUGUUUCAGAUGAUAAGAACCUCGUUGCCAAAGUUGUUGAUCCACAUUUAGUCAUGGGUGAGCAUAUGUUGGAGGGAGUGUGGGCGGUUGCUUUUAUUGCCAAGGCGUGUCUAACUCCUAAGCCUUCAAAGAGGCCAAAAAUGAUAGAAAUUCUCAAAGCUUUGGAAGGAUUAUUAGCAAGCAGUGUUCUACUCCAGCUUUAUCCAAACGGGAAGAUUCAUUUAUAUGCCAAUUCCAGGAUUUUCUCUUAUGUGGACCUAAAGAAUGCAACCAGAAUUUUUGGAUGGGAUAGUCGGCUUGGACAAGAUGAAUUUGGGACAUUAUAUCGAGGUUUGCUUCAAGAGAAGUCAAAGUUGCAGGGUGGCAAGGAAUCACCAAUAGUUGUAAAGGAAAUGCAUCUUAGAAGGGUGAAAGGGUUUCAGCAAUGGCAGGCUGAAGCAGAAAUGCUUGGAAGACUCUCUCACCCCAACAUACUAGAACUUCUUGGCUACUGUAUGGAGGAAAACCGGUUACUUCUUGUCUACAAAUUUAUGCAUAAGGGGAGCUUGAAGAAAUACUUUUCUACAGAGAGUUCUGAUGUUCAGAACCUUACUUGGGACGUACGGCUUAAGAUUUUGAUAGGAGCAGCAAGAGGUCUUGCAUUUUUGCAUGAAUCAGCAAGGCAAGGCUUUUUUCAGCAGAAAAAAGAGGGAGAAGGUUUUUACGGAUACUUUAGCUGCUCGAAAAUACUACUUGAUUCUGAUUACAACCCCAAGAUUACAGGUUUUGGUGUGGCUGAGGUUGAUCCCCCAGAUGAUCGUUAUGAUGUCCAUCCGUACAAAUUUUCUAGUGGGAAGUAUGAAUAUGGCGCUCCUGAGUAUUUAAGUUUAGUUUAUGACAAUUGGGGUAGACUGGUUGGGGCCGUUCUGCGCAGAGAAGAGGAUCGGGAGAUUGCUUUAAGGACCCCAAGUGAUCUUUCUUUACCAUCAUCAGUGUUAGGAUCAUCUUCAUCUUUUAAUUUGGCUUCAUUCGAUCACUCCCGAGAAGAUUCGUCAUUCAGAGCCGGGGGAUGUUUGGCAGGGGAAUCAUUUACCUACAAUCAAAUCCUCAAAAUCACAGAUUCCUUCAAUACUUCCAAACUCAUAAGAAAUGGCCACUCCGGAAAUUUGUAUCUCGGGGUUUUACAAACCGGGAUUCAUCUUGUGGUUAAGAAAGUCAACCUGCAGUCAUUCUAUGUGAAAGGGUUGUAUUCAUUGCCAGAAAUUGAAAUUUUUGGCACGGUUAAUCAUUCUAGAUUGGUUCCUCUUCUGGGUCAUUGCUUGGAUAAUCCUGAUGAGAAAAUUCUGGUGUACAAGUACAUGGAUAAUAAGGAUUUGUCAAGAUAUUUGAGUGGCAGAAUUUAUAUAGACUGGACAACAAGGUUAAAGAUUGCGACCAAAGUCGCAGAGGGAUUAUGUUAUCUACAUCAUGAAUGUUCCCCUCCACUUGUCCAUAGAGAUAUUCAAGCUAGUAGCAUCCUGCUUGAUGAUGAUUUUGAAGUGCAUUUGGGGAGUCUCGCCAGAGCUUGUAUUGAGGAAAAGGGCGACAACCCGAACAGGAUUGCUAGGUUCUUCCGGUUGCAAAUGAGUUCUAAUUCUGAACAAUGGAAUUCUGGUAAUGCAACAUGUGCCUAUGAUGUUCAUUGCUUUGGAAAGGUUUUGCUCGAGCUUGUUACUGGCAAGUCGGGCUUAAGUGCUGCCAAAGGCUCCACUGUGAAGAAUUGGAUGGUUAGAACACUGCCGUCUAUUGUUUCAGAUAAUAAGAGAUUGAUUGCCAACAUUGUUGACCCAUUUUUGCUCAUGGAUGAGCAUAUCUUGGAGGGAGUAUGGGCAGUUGCGCUAAUUGCAAAAGCGUGCCUCAGUCUCAAGGUUACAAAUCGUCCUAAGAUGGUUGAAAUCCUCAAGGCCUUGGAACGUGCUAAUUUGCCAAGGCUCCAUGGUAUUGCAGGGAUGGCUGCAAAUGGGCUGGGCAUUGAGCCUGCCGUGCUUGAUGACAUAAUCAACCGGUUGCUGAAAUGCCGGAAAGACAGCACGGUGAGCCAAGUCCAGCUCUCAGAGGCGGAGAUUCGCUCACUCUGUACCACCUCCCGUGGAAUCUUCCUUCAACAGCCUAACCUUUUGGAGCUUGAAGGACCGAUCAAGAUAUGUGGUGACAUUCACGGGCAAUAUCCUGAUCUGUUGAAAGUCUUUGACCGUGGAGGCUUUCCUCCUGAGGCCAAUUAUUUAUUUCUAGGGGAUUAUGUGGACCGCGGAAAGCAGAGCCUUGAGACCAUCUGCCUUCUCCUUGCUUACAAGAUUAAGUAUCCUGAGAACUUUUUCCUUCUCCGAGGAAAUCAUGAAUGUGCUUCGAUCAACCGGAUAUACGGGUUCUAUGACGAAUGUAAACGCCGGUUUAACGUUAGGGUUUGGAAAAUCUUUACGGAUUGCUUCAAUUGUCUUCCUGUAGCGGCUUUGAUCGAUGACAAAAUACUCUGCGUGCACGGUGGCCUGUCUCCAGAUUUAACAAGCCUGGAUCAAAUAAGGAACUUGAUGCGUCCAGCGGAUGUUCCAGACUAUGGCCUUCUUUGUGAUUUACUAUGGUCAGAUCCCAGUGGAAACAUUAAAGGUUGGGGAAUGAAUGAUAGGGGCGUCUCAUUCACCUUCGGGCCUGAUAAGGUGGCAGAAUUCUUGACGCAGCACGAUUUGGACCUCAUUUGUCGUGCUCAUCAGGUUGUGGAGGAUGGAUAUGAAUUUUUCGCCGACAGGCAACUGGUUACCAUAUUCUCUGCUCCAAAUUAUUGCGGUGAAUUCGACAAUGCUGGUGCAAUGAUGAGUGUAGAUGAAAAUCUAAUGUGCUCCUUUCAGAUUCUGAAGCCCAGCUUGCGUAGGUUCUUCAUCGAGCCUCUAGAAGCAAAGGAUUCGUGA